Molecule: messenger RNA, 5932 nt
Organism: Trichomycterus rosablanca
Lineage: Eukaryota; Metazoa; Chordata; Actinopteri; Siluriformes; Trichomycteridae
Gene: sh3pxd2b
Product: SH3 and PX domains 2B
Exons: 15
Coding region: 92-2758 (888 amino acids)
Biological process (GO): superoxide anion generation
Cellular component (GO): cytoplasm
Molecular function (GO): protein binding; superoxide-generating NADPH oxidase activator activity; phosphatidylinositol binding
Source: RefSeq, a predicted model, not a curated record
CACACUUUAAUCCGCUCCAACUUUUGCACUUUAGUUUUUAGGAGAUUUAAUCGUGAUUUACGCCGCUGUGUGGAUUUACUGAGGAUCAAACAUGCCGCGGCGCUGCGUUCAAGAAGUCACGGUUCAAGAUGUUCAAAAGCGCAGAACUCCCAGCAAACACUAUGUUUACAUCAUCAAGGUCUGCUGGACUGACGGCAGCACGGAGAACAUCUACAGACGCUACAGCAAGUUCUUCGACCUGCAGAUGGAGCUUCUGGAUAAGUUCCCACUGGAGGGAGGACAGAAGGAUCCAAAACGCAGAAUCAUCCCCUUUCUACCAGGGAAGAUUCUGUUCAGGAGGAGCCACAUCAGAGACGUCGCCAUGAAGCGACUCCGCCCCAUCAACGACUACUGCAGGGCUCUGAUCCAGCUCCCCGUCUACAUCUCCCAGUGUGAGGAGGUCCGUCUGUUCUUCGAGACGCGACCCGAGGACCUGAACCCCCCUGCAGAUGAACCGGUGGGGAGGAAGAAAUCCGGCCUCGUGAGGAGAUCCACGUCUUUCCUAAAGCGAGCCGGAGAGUCGAGCGCCACCGACCCUCUCCUGCUGGAUCAGUACGUGGCCGUCACCGACUACGAGAAGCAGGAGAGCUCGGAGAUCAGCCUGCACGUGGGACAGAUGGUGGAGGUCAUCGAGAAGAACGAAUCAGGUUGGUGGUUCGUGAGUUCGGAGGACGCUCAGGGUUGGGUUCCAGCCACCUGUCUGGAGGCUCAGGACGAUCCUGAUGAUUUCAGCCUCCCAGCAGAGGAAGUGUGCCGGAGGUUCUGGUCACUGCCGAGACUCGGGGGGCGCCGGCGUACGUUAGGCGAUCUGUUCUGCUCCAGUUUUAGGCAAGAGGAGAAGUACGUGGUGAUCUAUCCCUACUGCGCUCGGGACCAGGACGAGAUCGACAUCGAGAAGGGAAUGACCGUGGAGGUGAUCGAGAAAAACCUGGAGGGCUGGUGGAAGAUCAGGUCUCAGGGGAGGGAGGGUUGGGCUCCGGCGUCGUACCUGAAGAAAUCGGACAUCCUGAGCCAGAAGAUGUCGGCUCACGCCAGCACCAACGACCUGGACGGAGCCUGUAAACAACAGAGCGGCAACAAUGAGAACAAAGAGAACCAGAGGGAACGCUUCACCCCCUUCAGCGAGAACAGGAGGAAGGCGGAUGUGAGACAGAGACCCCCACCACGUCGUGAUCUCUCUAUACCUCGGGGAGCAAAUCUGCCAAAGCCGCCGGUGCCCCCGCUGGUGGAGGAGGAGUAUUACACCAUCGCUGAUUUUCAGACCACCAUUCCUGAUGGGAUCAGCUUCCAGGCUGGAGUUAAAGUGGAGGUGAUCGAGAAGAACUCCAGCGGCUGGUGGUACAUUCAGAUAGAUGAGAAGGAGGGCUGGGCACCCGCCAACUACAUGGAUAAAUACAAGAAGUCCAGCAGCACCUCCAGACCAAACUUUCUAGCCCCUUUACCUGGAGAAAUGGCUCAGCUGAAGCUGGAGGACACCAACACCAGUUCAGAAGAUACCUGGUCCAAACCUCUGCCAGACGAGCCCUCGCCCAGUGCCGACUUCGUCACGCGUCCCAAACUGAGAGACUGGAAGUCCAGCGCUACGAAGAACAGCGUCAGCCCUGCUCCGUUACCCCCGGCGCCGUCCUCCCCUCCCGCCGAGGAGAAACCAGCGCUUCCACCACGCAGGGAAUCCAUCAACAAGAGCCUCGAGCUGGAGGAGAAGCAGAAGACGGACAUUUCCAAACCGCUUCCUCCUAAACCCCCGGCUCCUGGUGUGAUCGUGCCCCUGCUUACACCCAAACCGGCUCCGUUCAAGUCCGAAAAAACCCCGGAGCCGAAGCGGGACGACAAGAACAAACCCCUGCUUCUGAAAAAUGAGAUGGGCCUGGAAUGCGGCCACAAGAUCUCCGUUAAAGAGGUCAAGAAGUUCAACCUGAAGCCCGUCCCCAAGCAGCCGCCCAAACCCAAACCCGAGAGCCAGGAGGAGAAACCCGACACGCCCGGCCCUGCUCCGUUCCUCAAACCCAAACCCAUCCUCAAACCCAAACCGGCACCGGCUGCUAAACCCGAACCUCCGAACAACAAGUCUGAGCUGGACAUCACCAACCUGAGGAGCAAGUUACGUCCCUCAAAACCUGCCGAGUUCGAACCCAGCCAGCAAAACGGCACCCAAAACGGCCACGCCCAGGGACAGGAAGCCCCGGAAAUCCCUAAACCGCAGGCGCCCUGUCCUAGAGAACCGCCCCAGAGGCCGGGUUCCGCCCCGAGAAGACCUCCUCCACCGAAAAAGGGCGCGGAGCCGGAACCCAAACCCAGUCCUGGAGAGGUCGGAGAGCAGACGCCUCAGAAAGAGGUCCAGGAGAGCAAACCCGCCAGCGUGCCUCAGAUCCGACCGCCGCCCCCCAAACCCAAAUCCGUCCCCGUUCCAGUGCCGAAAGACAAGCAGGAACCUCCCAAGAUGAAAGUUCCGGUGCCGCCAAAACCUCCCAUUAAAGCUGAUAAACCGCAGCCACCCAGGAACGACCUCCCUCCGCUGAUCAAGGACCCGGUGAAGGAGGAGCUGUUCCUGGCGGUGGCGGACUUCGAAGGGGACGAUCAGACGCCGGGGUUUAAAGAAGGAGCCGUGUUUGAGGUGCUGGAGAGGAAGAGCACGGGCUGGUGGUUUUGUAAAAGAAUCAGUGAUGGAUUGAUGUCUGAGGGCUGGAUCCCUUCCAACUACCUGACCAAAAAACCUUAGGUACCUGUUCUUAUUUUAGAUCUUCUGUUUUACCCGUAUUCAGUACUAUUUAAUUAGCCAGUGUUAUUUAUGGGUACCUGCUUCUCCCUACAUUCCGUUUUAGCUUCUGUUUGUGAUUUAGGGAAAAGGGGAACACGUUACAGCUCUGCUAACCUAACAAUCUAUGCACAUUACAUUAACCAAACUAUUUUUCUAUGUUUAUCUCUAGCGAUAUACUGGACUAGAGAUCUAUAAGAGACGUCUCGCUGUUCCCUCGCCGUCUGUUGUGCCUCUAUAAUAAUAAUAAUAAUAAUAAUAAUAACGAAGCCAAGUUAUGAACAGUUUACACCAUGAGCAAGAUCCAAAUACAGAUAUAGAGAUUUAAGAUUCAUCUGCAGUGAACAUUGAGUUUAAAUACUUGAAAUAAAAGCCGAGGAGCCUUGAGGGCUCGUUUAAAAAAGCCUAAGUGGAGAAACAAGUCGUAAUAAAAACCCUGUCCACAUAAAUACGCAUGUUUUUAACAAAAUAAAAUACAAUAGGGCGCCCAGGUGGUGCAGUGGGAUAUUCCGCUAGCACACCAGCACCGAGAUUCUGAACGCCUCGGUUUGAAACUCGGUGUUGCCACCGGUCGGCUGGGCGCCAUCUGGCGGGCAUAAUUGGCAGUGCCUGUAGCAGAUACUGAUUGGCCACCGUAUCUGCAGGGUGGGGGCCGGACUAUGUGCGCUGUGUAAGGACCCUGAUGUGCAGAAGAGGCGCCUGUGCAGAAUGCAGGGCGAGAAGAGGAAGGCUGUACAUGUAAUACUCGGAGGCGGCGUGCUCUCCUCGGAUGCAAUCGGGUAUCUCUCAGCAGCGGAAGACAAAAUUGAGUUACUAAAUGGGGAGAAAAUGCAUUAAAAAUAAAUAAAUACGAACAAAAUACAGUAAAAAAGGACCAACUUUAGGAAUAAAGUGGUAAAAGUGCUGACAUGAGCCUGCCAGCGCACUAGGUGGCGAUAACCAGUCGACAGUAAAAACACGUUCACGUGUGCAAUAAAAAUAAAUAAAACAAAAUCAGUGAACACAAAAUAACGUGGCCUUACGAUCAGCAGAAUCCAGAAAUCCAGAUCCAGAAAGGUCCGUAGUCGUGUUUACUGGGCGUGUGGUGAUCUGACUCUCUCCAUCGGAUCGAGAAUUAGGGUUACGCGAGCGUCGGGGGAUUCACAAUCAGGAAUUGGUUAUGACUAAAUCAGAUUUGGAGAUACGGGGUGGAUUCUCGUCUGUUUCUGCCGGCGUGCUCGAUUGUCUGAAUCAUUUCAGUCGGUUUUAUCAUUUCGAUGCUUCACCUUAUUGAAGUUGAAGUUCUGAUCCUGUAACCGCAGAAGGAAAAUGAGGGUGUUGCGGCUGGACGGAGGAUCCGUGUGUGCGGGUUUGGCUGCCGACGGCGCUGCGUUUACAUUCAGUAUUUGACGUGUUUUUCGUGCUUGACUGGUUUCAAGUGUUUUUUAACAUGUAUUAAGCGCUAUUUUAUUCUCUGUGUAAACACUACAUUUCAUAUUUUUGUGACUAUUAUUUUAAGUGUUUUUAUUUUGCUUUCGUUAGUUUAAGGACAGUGUUAAAUGUUUGCCGACGUGCUCGGAGCCUCUCGGAGUCAUUAAAUCGUUUAUAGAGAUUUAUUUCACACCACUUUUCUGAAGCGUAUUCUCCAGACUACGAGACGUGUGAUGGUGACUCGGUCGAUCACCACCAGGGUUUUAUAAAAUAUAUCAACUCCGGGUGCUCGGGUGGCGCAGCGGUCUGAUGAUAGUUCGGAUCUCAGUGGUCAUAGCGAUCGGUCGGGGGUCUGCACAGAAUAAUCGGUUGUGUGUCUGUAGGGUGGAGGGACGAGCGCUGCUGCGAUGGCGCCCUCUGCUGGCGCAGUGCACGGCUCUUACGGCCCACAUCAUACGGGUGAAGAGAAGUGGUCGGUGGUCAUGUUAUGACUUACUAUAAAUAAACCAAACCAUCAAUUUUGAGGACACGCUUUAGCUUUCUGUUCCACUUGUGCACACUCGUGCCUGUGGCCGUCCCGUCAUUGGAGUCCUAGAUUCUUGAUCAGAAGGUCGAGGGUUCCAUCCCUACAGCCGCUGACCACGUAGAAAGUUCCAGUAAAAGCUCUAAUUCAGACUGAAAACCUUCAGCCAGGAAAGACGUUGGCGGUAGAGGACGUUGAAGGAGACGAUCAAUCUCCAGGGUUUAAUUAAGGAGAGAGGAACACUGCUGCUGGAUUGAUGUCCAAGGGCUGGAUCUCUUCCAACUACCUGACCGAGAAGCAAAGUGUUUUUGUGGCAAACAUUUACACUUUUGGGGCACCGUCUGGAGUUUAUACACCACGGUGAGACUUCUUUGGGGUGUGGUAACCAAAAUAUUUUGUUCUCUAAUGUGCAUCUACGUAUAAAUAAAAACUCCAUAUAUUAUUGGCCAUGAGCAAACUUUAAAAAAUGACAAGCUGUAAAUAUCAGCCUUAAUGUUCUGAUUGUAAGUCACGUUGGGUAAAGAGCGCCUCCAGAUACCUGAGCUGGAACUAGAACUUAAGAUCCAACAGUCUAGAUCACUGCAGAUUCUAUUUUCCUCCCAAUCUAGUCAUAUCCAGUUCCCUAAUUAUAACGUCCCGAGGACGGCCGCAGACCGCUUCUUUUCGCUCGCAGAGAGCAGCAUAGUGUACGCAGAGUCACGCACUGCCAUGCGUGAAUUAGCGCUCGUGCAGUCGCCUCAAAUUGCCAGCAGAGGCCGCCAGCUUCCACCAGCUGUCCCUCAGGCACAGCCGAUCGUGUGAAUGCCCGAGAGGAUUAGAGCGCUGUGCCACCCGAGCGUCCAAGUCGUCCGGUGUAAUAUCAGUGGAACUGAUGGAGAACAGACUACAGCUGGUGAUCUGACUGUAGGUGCUGACUGGACUGGACUGGACUGGACUGGACUGGACUGGACUGGACUGGUGUAUCGGUGUGUUUUGUAGUCUGGACAGUACGGUAGGAAAUGACACAGCAGCCACGCCGAGGGUUUAACCCGAGUGUUACGAUGAACAAAGAACAAAACAUUUUCACAUAAAUAAAUAAUGGGAGAUUUUGGGAGCGCGCACCUUCUGCCGCUCACAUUUCUGUAUCCUGUACUCUACUCCAAUAAAGUGCAAUUCUCUUUAUUUCUAUUAAAACCCUAAUAAACAUUUCAAAUCUACAGAAUGUU